This is a messenger RNA of Phycomyces blakesleeanus NRRL 1555(-), 1026 nucleotides long. RefSeq lists its product as hypothetical. NCBI's taxonomy places the organism in Eukaryota, Fungi, Mucoromycota, Mucoromycetes, Mucorales, Phycomycetaceae. Gene Ontology annotation, biological process: protein monoubiquitination; interstrand cross-link repair. The transcript has 6 exons. The coding region runs from base 1 to 1026 and encodes 341 amino acids. Gene Ontology annotation, molecular function: ubiquitin protein ligase activity. The record is from RefSeq and is a predicted model, not a curated record. Gene Ontology annotation, cellular component: nucleus; Fanconi anaemia nuclear complex.
AUGGCAUUUCCAUUGAUUGCACCUGUAGAUAGUGAGGGCAAAGUCUAUCGAGGGUUCCUUUCAAUUCAUAAUGUUGAUUACAGCAUCGAGAUUCAUUUGCCAGAUCGUCUUCACAAGCAGAAUCUAGCAAUCUUUGGGGAGCCAACUCUUCAAAGUCUUGUCAAAGACAAAGAGGAUUUGAUUCAGAAAAAGAUUGGCCAAUGUGAAGAUAUCAAUCUUUUACUUACAGACUUAAAAGAGAUUCUUGAAACUCAAGCUGCUGUGAAUACAACUACAAAUUUCUCGGCAGAGAGAUAUGUAGUAUUAUUAAACGAAUUAGAUAUUCUUGGAUUUGAUGUAGUAAAAGAUAUGAGCGAUAUUAUGGACCAAAUUACAUUUGAAGACCAAUCGAAUCGGACACAUCAGAUACGAGCUCAUAUCCCUACAGAUUAUCCGUUAACCGCGCCUACUCUAACUAUAGACCUGCCAUGUUCUCCACCUGCUUUGCUCUCGACCUCUUUGUCUGACCAUAUACAUCACAUUUAUUCUCUUGUAUCAAACUACAAAGAUUUCUUUGACUGUAUGGAUGAAUUGGACGUGCAUUGCCGCAUCCUAGAUCCAGAUAACCCUAGGACAGGUGACUCAUGGCGUCGAGUUGCGCUUUCUCACCACUGCUCCGUUCACAUUGACAUUAAUCCAGACGCCCCUCGCGAUAUACCUCGUGCACGUUUCUUUGGUGCCGAGAAGCGUUCAGGGGAACUACGCAUUGCAUGGCAGCAAGGAUCUCAUGCCUGGGACACAUCUCAGACGCUGUUUGUUAAUAUGAAGCAAAUUCUUAAAGAUGCGCUUGUAGAUUUAACAAAACCCCAAGAGGAAAGCAACCACAAUGAGGUGGAGUGCGGGAUUUGUUACGCUUAUAAAUUGGACCAGUCAGUGCAAGAAACGCCGGAUUGGUUAAGAUCGAGCCCAGCGUCGACCCGCAGUUUCAAUGUUCUGUUUGGAAAAUGCCCAUACUGUGGAGAGUGGUUUUGUGAUUAUGAGAUGUGA